Messenger RNA from Anopheles stephensi (Asian malaria mosquito), 834 nucleotides. Its product is annotated as RWD domain-containing protein 4. Gene Ontology annotation, molecular function: protein binding. The transcript is spliced from 3 exons. Bases 122 to 733 code for a protein of 203 amino acids. The record is from RefSeq and is a predicted model, not a curated record. Lineage: Eukaryota; Metazoa; Arthropoda; Insecta; Diptera; Culicidae.
UGACAGCUGAUUUGCUUGCGAACGUAAAUAAACAGUGGCCGCCCGUGUGCCACUUGUUGUUUUUCGUGCCCGUAACAUUAUUUCCAUACACACUUCGCUAUUUUAGUAGCUGUGUCUAGGAAUGUCGGAAACUAAAGAGCUCCAGGAUGACGAAAGAGAAGCACUCGUUUCGAUAUACGAAGGCGACAGUGCCUUCAAGCAGGUGAACGCCGAGACGUAUCAGUACAAGUACGGAGAAGAAGGCAACAAAUCCCUCCUGCUGGAAAUAUGUUGGACGGCAAACUAUCCAAAUGAACUUCCCACCUUUAACUUGGAAACCUUUUACAACAGGAAUCUAUCUCGCGCGGUGAAAGACAGCAUUGCCAAAAUUCUGCAGGAAGAAGCGGAACAAUGGAUUGGCUGCGGGAUGACCUACACAUUAUUCGAGUGCCUGAAGGAUAAACUGGAUGAGCUGUUGACGGACGAAAACUGCAAUGCGAGUGAUGGUCAGCAAAUGAUCAUCGGUACGACCAACGCACAACUGGAUGCCGCACCGAGCAACAGCGAUUCUGACGAUGAUGGCGGAACUAACGAAGGGAAGGAUGGUAAGAAAGACGCGAAACGGGAACAUUUGACCAAAGCCCAGAAACGGAAACAGUGGGACCGUGUAGAUAGCAAAGGAAAUCGACAGCGUGGAUGGAACUGGGUUGAUAUUAUCAAACAUUUGUCGCAGACAGGAGGGAAACCGGAGUAAUGAACAGGGAACACCAGGGUUGGCUGUUGUGCACAAUCAACACAAACAUCGGAAAGUAGAAGCAAUUGAAGUGAAUAAAAAUGCUACAAAAUUCAAUACAA